UUGAUCUCUUCUUCUUCUUCUUCUCAUUCUUCUCUUUCUUUUUUAUUAUUGAUUUUGACACAUUAAAAACAUCAUCAAAACAGCGGCUCUCUUCUUUUUAUUCAAAGCUUGGGUUUCUCUGCAAAAGGGAAUCAACCAACCCACAUCGAUUUUGGACUCAACUGGUCUCUCUUUUUCUCUGCUGCUUCGUCUUAUUCUUCAAAGCAUGGGUUUUCAGCUAAACGAAACCAACCCUGAUCGGUUUUGGACUCCAUUAAUAUAACCCAUCAAGUUGAGAAAUCUGAGGGUGGAUUUGAUUAUUACAAAGUAUAGGAAAACCAAGUACUCAAAGAGGACUCUUGGUGUCUCUACAGCAAUCCGUAUUGAGUUUCUUCUUCUUUUUAUAUGCUAUUAAGGAGAGAAGUCCCAAGUAAAAAGAUCGUGUGGGUUUUAGAUUUUGAAGUCUUAGGUUUCUGGAGAUGGCUAGUGUCCAAGAUCAACUAGAAAUCAAGUUUAGACUGACCGAUGGAUCGGAUAUCGGGCCUAAAUCCUUUCCUGCUGCAACCACUGUUGCAACCUUGAAGGAAAGUGUUAUUGCUCAAUGGCCUAAAGAGAAGGAGAAUGGUCCAAGUACAAUGAGAGAUGUGAAGCUCAUUAGUGCAGGAAAAAUAUUGGAGAACGACAAAACAUUGGGAGAGUGCCAGAGCCCUAUUUGUGAUGUUCAACCUCCUGUGGAGAAAGAAAAGAAAGAAAUAAACCAAUCGAAGCAGAACAAAUGCAUGUGUGUCAUAUUAUAAUCUGCGGUUUGAUUAGGAACGACAUGAUUUUCAGGUGAUGAAGAGUGCCAGAACCGGUAUAGAAAAUGAAGUAGCAGACUUUUGGAUUGAGGAUGGCGAUUGGUGUUUUUUCUUUCUUCUGCUGGUCUAUUCAUUAUAUGUGUAAUCGAUGAUUGCCCGUCCACUUAGUUCUCUCAGUUGUUUUCACAUAAAUUAGACUUGAAUCUCAGAUUUCAUGCCCAAAUACGUCUCAUCUGAUGGGUUCUCCGGAACUUCUUGUUUUGGAGCUCGACAUCCCUUGUAUAAUAUUGUUGUUUUAAUCAUGUAACUUUGACUCGGGACUCAAAUUCGUGUUGUUCAUAAUUUUACCAAGAAUAAAUGCUGUUAGAGUUGCUACUGUUC
This is a messenger RNA of Hibiscus syriacus, 1157 nucleotides long. RefSeq names its product membrane-anchored ubiquitin-fold protein 2-like. The transcript has 6 exons. Gene Ontology annotation, molecular function: protein binding. Lineage: Eukaryota; Viridiplantae; Streptophyta; Magnoliopsida; Malvales; Malvaceae. Bases 459 to 776 code for a protein of 105 amino acids. The record is from RefSeq and is a predicted model, not a curated record.